Molecule: messenger RNA, 1569 nt
Organism: Babjeviella inositovora NRRL Y-12698
Lineage: Eukaryota; Fungi; Ascomycota; Pichiomycetes; Serinales
Gene: ALP1
Product: Alp1p
Exons: 2
Coding region: 1-1569 (522 amino acids)
Biological process (GO): amino acid transmembrane transport
Cellular component (GO): membrane
Molecular function (GO): amino acid transmembrane transporter activity
Source: RefSeq, a predicted model, not a curated record
AUGUCUAGUGCAAAAGAUUCAGCCUACAAAUCUCACGCGCUCAACCCCCUCAUCAAGGAAGACCACUUAGCCAGAAGCUUGUCUGCCCGCCAGGUCAACUUGAUCUGUAUCGCCGGCUGUAUCGGGUCUGGUUUGUUCUUAUCCACGGGUAAGGCGCUUGCCAGCUCCGGCCCGGCCUCUCUUUUGAUCUGUUACGCAAUCAUUGCCGUCAUAGUGUAUUUCACCAUGCUCUCGCUCGGUGAAAUGUCCACCUACACGCCUAUUGCCGGCUCUUUCUGUUCGUUCGCCACCAGAUACGUCGACGAGGCCUUUGGGUUUGCCUUAACAUGGAACUACUGGUUCAAUGACGCGGUCAGUGUUGCCUCUGACUUGACAGCACUUCAGUUGAUUAUGAAGUACUGGACCGACUGGCACCCAUGGGCCAUUUCGCUUAUUUUCUGGGCUGUUUUGGUUGGUUUGAACCUGGUCAGUGUUCGCGUCUACGGUGAGUUCGAAUACUGGUUGGCGAUCUUGAAGGUGGUGACUAUCAUUAUCUUUAUUAUUUUGGGUAUUGUCGUCAACUGCGGUGCCAACACCAGCAAUCAAUACAUCGGUUUCCACUACUGGUACAUCGGGGAUGCUCCGUUUGUCGAUGGGUUCAAGGGUUUCGCCAAGGUCUUUGUUUCCGCUGCCUUCGCCUACGGUGGAACCGAAUCCAUUGCCAUCACCGCGGGUGAAACCAAGAACCCCUCCAGAGUCAUGCCUAAGGUCGUCAAGAUGGUUUUCUGGAGAAUCUUGUUCUUCUACCUCCUUUCCGUCUUGAUCAUUGGUAUCAACGUCCCAUACAACUAUAAAGGCUUGGAAACCAAAAACUCCGCUACUUCUCCGUUCACGAUUGUGUUUCAGAUGGCAGGGUCCAAGGCUGCUGGCUCGUUCAUCAAUGCGGUCAUUUUCACCUCUUUAAUCUCUGCCGGUAACCACGCCAUGUACGCCGGUACCCGUUUGUUGUACAGUUUGGGGGCCCAGGGUUACGCUCCAAAGGUGUUCACCACGUUGUCAAAGAACAAGGUUCCGUACGUGGCGUUAGCCGCUACCUCCGCUGUCUCCGGCUUGUGCUUCGGUGCCUCGUUCAUCGGUGCGGGUACUCUCUGGUCUUGGUUGCAGAACUUGGUUGGUGUUUCUAACCAGCUCGCUUGGUGGUCCAUCGGUCUUACCUCCUUCAGAUUCCGCAAGGCUAUGGAUCUCCAAGGGAAGACCCACUUGUUGAAGUUCAAGAGCUGGGCCAACCCAUGGGGUAACUACGUUGUGGUUAUUGGCACCACCGUUAUCAUCUUGAUCCAAGGGUGGAGCUCCUUUGCUCCGUGGAACGUUUCUAAUUUCUUCUCAAACUACAUCGAAUUGGGGGUCAUGCCAGUUAUGUAUCUCGGCUGGAAGCUUAUCAAGCGCACCAAGUAUGUCAAGUUGGAGGACAUGGACUUGGAGACCGACAAAUACAUAGAAACAGAAGAUGAGAAGUUGGAGAAUGAGGAGUUGAGUAAUUUGAAGGGCUGGCCGAAGUGGAGAAGAGAGAUUCUCUCCUUUAUUGUUUAA